GGAAAACCAGGACCCCUGAUUGGCCAGGAGAGAAAUAGGAGGGCUGCGUUACUAAGCUGAUGCUUUAAACAAACUUUUGUACAGAGUAACUGUCUCCAUCCCUCUCUCCCACAGGCAAAGCUUAAUCGGCCGUUCACUUCAUCACCUGAAGUCAAGGUUCAGUAAGCCACCAUCAUGUCCAGCAAACGAGCCAAGGGGAAGUCCACAAAGAAGAGGCCACAGAGGGCCACAUCUAACGUGUUUGCUAUGUUCGACCAAUCCCAGAUCCAGGAGUUCAAGGAGGCCUUCAAUAUGAUUGACCAGAACAGGGACGGAUUCAUCGACAAGGAGGAUCUACAUGAUAUGUUAGCCUCCUUGGGUAAGAACCCGUCUGAUGACUACCUGGAGGGUAUGAUGAGUGAAGCUCCUGGUCCCAUCAACUUCACCAUGUUCCUCACCAUGUUCGGAGAGCGUCUGAACGGAACAGACCCUGAGGAUGUGAUCAGGAAUGCUUUUGCCUGCUUUGAUGAGGAGGGAUCCGGUGUGAUUCAUGAAGAUCACCUGAGAGAGCUGUUGACUACUAUGGGGGAUCGCUUCACUGAUGAGGAAGUGGAUGAGCUCUUCCGAGAGGCUCCCAUUGACAAGAAAGGCAACUUCAACUAUGCCGAAUUCACUCGCAUCCUGAAACACGGGGCGAAGGACAAGGAUGACAUAUAAAGCUCUAGAGACUCUCAGCCUGGCAGCCGAGUGCAUUUUACCUACACUAAACGUGUUCAUAAAAGGAGAACAAAAUACAAAUUGCUGUAAAGUUAAAAAGCACAAGAAACACGAUUGCAUUACAGUAUAACCUAAACCAAAAUACAAAAAUGAGUCAUUUUAAUUAUAGGCUACUUGCACUUGUGUAGAUUAAACUGUGAUUAUUGUAUCCCCCCUCCCCCCUUACAGGUCCACAUGAUUUAAAGAAUUAUACAGUGCUCAGAAUGGUGUGUUUUAUUCUGCAGAUGUUCGAUAGUUUCAUUUGGUUACUGUGAAGUUCAGGUAAUAUGAAGUAAACAUCUUAGCAAAAAAAAAAAAGUUACUAGAACAUUGUUUUAUAGUUCAGAGAGAAACCACUGUAACAUGGUCAGAUUAAACUGAUAGAAACACUGGUUCGUGUGAAAAUUCUGGGAAAAUUUUCAGUUUUUUUUUUUAGGGUGAUCAAAAUCUAAAAAUAUCUGUUCAGUUCCACUAUAGACCUAACUAUGCUUUCCACAACCCAUGUCCAGAGUUUAUACCUCACAACAGUGCAUUCUAUAUAGAAGCUCAUUUUUAUUAAACAAAUUAUAAACAUGUUUAAGCAUUGCCUGUAAGAUGUAUAAAAGAAGAUAGUUGUGCAGCAUUUUUUGGGAAAAGUUUUGUAACGGUCAGACAUGAGCCAACUCCGUUUUGUCUAAACUUGAGUUAAAAGAAGAGUUUUGACUCUAGACUAUAAAAACAAAAAGUGUGAGACAUCACAAUCUGUAAUAUAAACAUGACGGUCAGUAAAUUUCUGUCAUACAAGAGUAAGAAAACACUUAAGGAGGAAGGUGUUUUGGUGACACCACCCAAUUUUUGAUUACUAGUCUAAAACAGAAUGCCACGUUAUGUAUAAGCAUAUCAGACUGUGAUGGGACCAAUAAGCAACACUUGCAUCACAUUAAAAUUUAUUAUUGCUUCAUCUUUUAAAGGGAGACAGUUUCCUUAUCUUAUUCAAUAAAAUCUGAUUUCUUAUUAGGAAA
Molecule: messenger RNA, 1736 nt
Organism: Tachysurus vachellii
Lineage: Eukaryota; Metazoa; Chordata; Actinopteri; Siluriformes; Bagridae
Gene: myl9b
Product: myosin, light chain 9b, regulatory
Exons: 4
Coding region: 175-696 (173 amino acids)
Biological process (GO): myofibril assembly; platelet aggregation
Cellular component (GO): myofibril; stress fiber; cytoplasm
Molecular function (GO): calcium ion binding
Source: RefSeq, a predicted model, not a curated record